AUGACAUCUUCAGUAAUCCAGCUAGAAUGCCAAUGCAACAACUACCCAUGGGGACGACAGGGCAAGGAGUCUCUAGCAGCAAAAUAUGCAGCCUCAACACCAGGAGGCAAAUUCAAACUUGAUGAGAGUAAAGAAUACGCCGAGAUGUGGAUGGGCACAUAUCCAACCACACCAUCUCUCAUCCUAUCGAACGGCCAAAAUCUCCAAGAACAUCUCAAUACCAACAAGGAGAAGUUGAUUGGAAAACCCAUACUCGAUAAAUUCGGCGCAGAUCUCCCAUUUUUACCAAAGAUUCUCUCAAUAGCCAAAGCUCUCCCUCUACAAAUACACCCUGACAAGAAGCUCGCGGCCAAGCUUCACGAGCAAGACCCCGAGAAAUUCGGCGACACAAACCACAAACCCGAGAUCGCCGUCGCCCUCGGAAAAUUCGAAAUAUUCGUUGGCUGGAAACCCCUUUCUGAGAUCAAAUCCCUCUUCACCAGUAUCCCAGUCCUCACCUCCAACUUUCUCACCUCCCCAUUCGACACCAUAGACAAAGACGCCCUAAAAUCCAUCGUCCAUAAAAUCCUAUCCCUUUCCGACUCCAAAAUAACCACCAUCUACAACACUCUCCUAGAAACCCCCCCCUCCAAAUUCCCCCACGCACCCUACAUCCCCACCCUCCUCCCCCGCCUCGCCUCCCAAUACUCUUCCUCCGACCCCGGCAACCUCGUCGCCCUCCUCACCAUGAACUUUCUAAUCCUCGAAAAAGGCGACGCCAUCUACGUCCCCGCAGACGGUAUCCACGCCUACCUAUCCGGCGACAUCGUUGAAUGCAUGGCGCGCUCCGACAACGUCCUCAACACAGGUUUCUGUCCCCGCGCCGACCGCGACUCCGUCGAUCUAUUCAGCGCCGCUCUUACAUUUUCCCCCGUGGGAAAGGAAGAAUGUAUACUCAAACCCACAGCAAGCUCCAAAGGCAAACAAGGAAAGACCAAAGUAUUAGCACCGCCCAUGAGCGAAUUCAACAUGUUGGUGACAGCACUCAAGAAAGGAGAAAAGGAAACGAUUGAGAAGUUGGGAGGGCCCAGUAUACUGAUUGUGACGGGGGGUAAAGGAUCGAUGAAGGCGGGAGAGGAAUCGUUUGAGGCGAAGGAGGGUUAUGUCUUUUUUGUGGGAGUUGGUACAGACUUGAAAUUUGAGGCUGAGGAGGAAUUAGAGGCUCAUAUUGCUUUUUGUGAGGCAUAG
Sclerotinia borealis F-4128 is the source of this 1227-nucleotide messenger RNA. Lineage: Eukaryota; Fungi; Ascomycota; Leotiomycetes; Helotiales; Sclerotiniaceae. The record is from the annotation of a GenBank genome assembly.